This is a messenger RNA of Maylandia zebra (zebra mbuna), 4774 nucleotides long. It is a transcript of the gene prkcq, whose product is annotated as protein kinase C, theta. Gene Ontology annotation, biological process: protein phosphorylation. NCBI's taxonomy places the organism in Eukaryota, Metazoa, Chordata, Actinopteri, Cichliformes, Cichlidae. The record is from RefSeq and is a predicted model, not a curated record. Gene Ontology annotation, molecular function: diacylglycerol-dependent serine/threonine kinase activity; ATP binding.
GGCCUCAAAUGUCACAUCGGCCUUGACCGAGUCGAAGACACUGCAGCGGUCGCAGAGGAAGUGAUUUAUAGGUUCUUUAAAGUGUCAGGGGUGGAAAGAAAAAACUCCCUGCCUCCUCCCCUCUGCUAGCCCAUCUUUCCUGUGGAGGAAGAGGGGCAGUCGGUGCAUGCUGCAGUGGAGGAGAGGUGGUUCACACCAGUGCACGAGCUCUCAAAGCUCACAAAUCUCAUCUAUUUCUCAUCUAUUCAAACUAAGAGGACUUCAUCCGGAGCGCAUCUGUGGAGGCUGUUUGGAUAUUUGAGCAGCGGUCAGACGGUAAAAGUCUGCAGACAUGUCGCCUUUCCUGCGGAUCGGAUUUUCCCACUUUGAGAUUGAUCCGGGUCUGGCUUAUCAUGAGGAGGUGCUGAACCCAUACUGUGCUGUUUAUAUGAAGGAGGCCGUUGACACAGAGAAGGGUCAAGUGUACAAGCAGAAGAAGCCCACCAUGUAUCCGCCCUGGAGCACCACAUUCGAUGCCCACGUCCACCGCGGGCGCAUCAUGCAUGUGAUGGUAAAAGACCGGACAGCCGAGCUCAAGUCUGAGGCCACGGUAGCUCUGGACUCGCUGGCAACACGGUGCAAAAAGGAGAACGGCAAGCUGGAGAUUUGGUUGGAGCUGAAGCCGCAGGGACGCAUGCUCAUGGAGGCUAGAUAUUAUCUGGAGAAAAGUGAUGCUGUGGGUCACACAGACGGAGACCCGGAGUCCGAGCGUGAGAGAGAGGGUCUGUUCACCCUCCACCAGCGACGCGGCGCCAUAAAGCAGGCCAAAGUUCACGUGGUCAAGUGUCAUGAGUUCAGCGCGACGUUCUUUCCUCAGCCAACCUUCUGCUCUGUAUGCAAAGAGUUUGUUUGGGGUCUUAACAAGCAGGGUUACCAGUGCAGACAGUGUAAUGCAGCAAUCCACAAAAAAUGCAUAGACAAAGUUAUCGCCAAAUGCACUGGUUCAGCCAUAAACAGCAAGGAAACAAUGAUCCACAAGGAGCGCUUCAAGAUCGACAUGCCUCACAGGUUUAAAGUCUACAACUACAAAAGUCCCACCUUCUGCGAGCACUGCGGGACUCUGCUGUGGGGGCUCGCCAAGCAGGGGCUCAAAUGUGAGGAAUGCAGCAUGAACGUCCACCAUAAAUGCCAAAAGAAAGUGGCUAACCUCUGCGGGGUCAACCAGAAACUGAUGGCUGAAGCUCUGGCAGUCAUCGAGAGCAAGCAGCAGGCGAGAAGUACCAGAGACAGUGACAUUAUUGGUCGGGAAGGUCCAGUAAGUGUUGCCCAGCCGGGAGUGGUGCGAGCACCAUCCGGGCUAGUUAUGGGUUUACCAGCCACAGCUACACCUGCAAGCAAAGCAGAUUAUCAGGGUGUUUCAUGGGAGGGACCAGGAGAUGUCAGCAGGUCGGUCAGCGAGGUGCUUCCAGAAGAGCCUCUGUACGCUGUCCCGAGGAAAGAUCACCAACCCAAAUUUACCAUCGACGACUUCACCCUGCACAAGAUGCUCGGGAAAGGCAGCUUUGGCAAGGUGUUUCUAGCAGAGCUGAAAAGGAGCGGUGAAUUUUUUGCAGUAAAAGCUCUGAAGAAAGACGUGGUGCUGAUGGAUGAUGAUGUUGAGUGCACCAUGGUAGAGAGGAGGGUUUUGUCUCUAGCCUGGGAAAAUCCCUUCCUUACACAUCUUUACUGCACCUUCCAAACUAAGGAAAACCUGUUCUUCGUCAUGGAGUAUCUGAAUGGAGGGGAUCUUAUGUUCCACAUCCAAAACUGCCACAAGUUUGACUUGCACAGAGCCACCUUCUAUGCAGCUGAGAUCAUCUGUGGGCUCCAGUUUCUGCACUCUAAAGGAAUUAUUUACAGAGAUCUGAAACUGGACAACGUGCUGCUGGACUUAGAUGGUCAUAUAAAGAUAGCAGACUUUGGCAUGUGUAAGGAGAACAUGCAGGAUGACGUACGGACCUCUACCUUCUGCGGGACCCCAGACUACAUCGCCCCAGAGAUCCUGCUGGGUCAGAAGUACAACAGCUCUGUGGAUUGGUGGUCAUUCGGAGUGCUGCUGUACGAGAUGCUGAUCGGUCAGUCUCCGUUCCACGGCCGCGAUGAAGAGGAGCUGUUUCAGUCCAUACGGACAGACACCCCCAUUUAUCCCAACUGGCUCAGCAAAGCUGCAAAGGACAUACUCAUCAAGCUGUUUGUGAGGGAACCUGAGGAGCGGCUGGGAACCAAAGGCAACAUCAGACAUCACAGUUUCUUCAGCAGCACAGACUGGAACGCCUUAGAGCAACGGCAGGUGCCGGCACCCUUCACACCAACUAUAACCUCACCCAGCGACUGCAGUAAUUUCGACAAAGAGUUUAUCAACGAGAAGCCCAGACUAUCGUGUGCCGACCGCACGCUUAUCAACAGCGUAGACCAGACGAUGUUCAGAAACUUCUCCUUCGUUAAUCCUGGCAUGGUUCGGAUCGCAGCACGCUGACCACCGGACAAAAAAUGGCUACAAUCUACAAACAGGCUGCUCAGUCACAACCAGCAGUGACUGUAACUGGAACCUACUGUAGAACCCGAAUGUGGCAAAACUCACAUACAUGAUGAUGCUAACCACUAAAGGGGUAUAAACCGAUACAACCAAACUGUGACCGGAUCUUUAACUUUCAAACAAAUACCUUUAAAAUGUACCUGUAGUCAACUUUGAUACUUUAGAGUUUAGUUGACUAAAGGCAUACAUUUUCUUACAGUGUUAUUCUAACAGCAUGUAGUUGGUUUGGUUUUAUUCUGUCAUAAAACUAUUCACACAUUGCACACUUGUGCAAAUAUGUGCAAAUAUUCAAAAAAAAAAAAAAGAAAGAAAGAGAGAAAGUGUACAUCUUCCAUGUCUCGAGGCAUGUACUGUGAAGCUAGAUUUGGGACUUAGCGAGGUAACUUCAGGCUUAAGUCUAGUUUAUAUGGAGUCAGGAAGCCAUUUCUCAUCUUACCAAAGCCAGAUGGUACAAACCUAACCUGCUCCGGAGCAUGUUACAUUUGGGACUCAUCACUUCCUGAAAAAAAGCACCACUAUUUCUGGAAGAGCCCUCGUACUAAUUAUUUUUACUCAUAUUUCUUGUCUUUCCACGACGAGCAUCAAUAAGAAAACCAGAUCUUGAGGAACAAUUUCAUUCCUGCUUUUUUCUGCAAGCAAUAGCGCACUAAAUCCCUGUACUUAACGGCAGCUAAAGCUCGCUGAGGGAAAAAUAUGUAAUCUCCAACCAACUGGGGAGGGGCUGCUUUGUGAAUUUGGUUGCAAAGGUGUUGGAUCAGAAAUCUCCCUCUCGUUCUUUGUUCAUCCGUAGUUUGCACUGAAGAUGCUAACUUGUCUCCAAAUGCUCAAUGAGUGACAUUGCACCUUAAACGUGUAAUUUUUACUUUGAAGCAGAACUGUUUAUAUCACCCUUUUCAGAGAGUUUGUAGGCAAGUUGGUGUCCUUUAUGCUAACUGGCAACAGUAAUUACAAGGUUUUUAGUGCAACACCCUGUACCUCAUUGCAACCACUUUCACCAGCCAGCAACUUCCAGCAAACCAUCGCCAACUGGUCAGGGAAUACAUUUUUACCGAGUGACCUGUGGUUGCCGUGGGUGAUGCUGACUGACCUCUAAGCCUGCCGGACUGAGGCCUAAUUAAUUCAGUCCGUUGGCCAGUAAACUGGGUUUAUUAACCUUCAAGUGAUUGUAAAGUCCAGCCGGAUAUUUAUGUGCCAUUGAGAUUUUUUUAAAUCUAAAAAAUGUGUCCUACCGUGAAUCAUCUUCUCCUACAAUUUUUCAUAUUUGUUUUUUUUUCCCCAACCUGAAAUGGUAAGGAUGAAAGUUGUAUGGAAAUAUGUUUUGUUUAAAAAAACAAAACAAAAACAUUAUAGGCUUAAUUUUAUUGUAAUUUUCAACUUUUAAUUACUGCACGGUGAUGUUUUGCCAACAGACCUAGAGCAGCAAGAUUAACAUCUUUUUGCACACAAAUUAUUUCAUAAUUAAUUACAUUGGAACAUUUUAAUACAUCUAUUGUUGGUAACGGAAACAGGGUAAAUAGUAAUAAGUAGAGCCUUUAACUCUCCAGACUUUUCUAACAGUAUAUUUUAUUCUUCCUUAAUAAAUGGAAGAGUAAAAAAAUAAAUAAAUGGAGUUUUGCUGCUGGUAUAAUGAUCUUUUCAACUUUUUCAAAGUGGUAGAUCUGUCCACAUGUGUCAUUGGUCAUAUGCUGUCCUGUGAAGAUGCUAAUAGCUACCUUGGGAAACCCUGAGUGGGCUUAUCCAGUUUAUAAUUACCUUCGAUUGCAGUGUUAUUGUAAAUGAAGACAGAUACGGUAAGCUGAAGUUAUUCGGUAGUACAGGCCUCCUACUUAAUGGGCUGUGUGUUUAAAUAGAAAAUGUGCUUGUAGUGAUUUUAUGGUGCCUCAGAAUAGUUUAAUGAAGUUAACGUCUUCAAGUAAAGUAAACUGAGAAAGUCGCUUUAACCAAAUGGAAACUUAGUUUUCUUGUCCUGUUCCUUUUUAUUUUUUAUUUUAUUGUCUUUUUUUUUCUUAUGUAAAUAAAUUAUAUAGUCCAUCUGAUAUGCUGUGUUGUUACUUGGUUGUAGAUCUGUUAAUGUACUGAGGUUUAAUAACUGGGUUAUUGUUUACAUGUGUUUUCCUGUUGUAUCUCAGGAGUUUUGUUUUAAUGAUGAGCUACUCCCUGCAUACUGUAGUUUUGAUGUUCUCCUCAUUGUGAAUUCUGUUCAUUAAAGUGUGCACAUUG